GCCUGACCGAUGAAGACGAGCAGCUGGCACGUCCAGAGGGAGCCGGCGAUGAGGCGGAAGAUGGUGCGGAAAACCAGCCAGGUGAGCAGCAAGUCGCUGCCCGAGCCACUGACCAGGCCAAGGACAACAAAACCGAGGAGAACGACAAGAAGCCCGUGUCGAAAGGCAUGGCUGGAACCAAAGUGCCGCAAAACUUCAAUGAAAUGUUCACCUUCAACGCCGCAGUCAUGGGCUUUUCGAACAGCCUGGCUUGGAUGAAUCCCGUGCUCGAUCAGUUCGAGGCGAUGGUCAUGAAUGCAGCGAAUUCGUACAGACUACAGGAGGAGUGCGAUGUACUGUCCCUGGUACUGGUGAAGUACAAGGAGACCAUCAUCUACUCGGAGUUUAAGGCUUCAUGA
This is a messenger RNA of Symbiodinium necroappetens, 398 nucleotides long. The record is from the annotation of a GenBank genome assembly. Lineage: Eukaryota; Dinophyceae; Suessiales; Symbiodiniaceae.